Trematosphaeria pertusa is the source of this 685-nucleotide messenger RNA. RefSeq lists its product as uncharacterized. NCBI's taxonomy places the organism in Eukaryota, Fungi, Ascomycota, Dothideomycetes, Pleosporales, Trematosphaeriaceae. The transcript has 2 exons. The coding region runs from base 68 to 457 and encodes 129 amino acids. The record is from RefSeq and is a predicted model, not a curated record.
CCCGGAGAAGACGACCUCCGCACGCCUCUCCACUCCCCCUGCAGUGAUCACAUACUUAGCGGACCCAAUGCCGCCGCUCGCGCCCCUCCGCGCCGCCGCGCGCAGCCCCAGCACCGCGCUCGUCCGCCGCCAACCCAACCUCAAAUUCCCGCUCAGCUUCCGCCCCAGCAGCCGCCAAUUCUCACAGUCGAAAAGCGUAAAGGGAAGUGGUGGCCACGGAUCGCACUACGAUGCCCCGAGCGGGUGGCUGUUCGGCGUCAAGCCCGGCGAGAAAUACCAGAAGGAGGGGUGGGAAGGCAUCUGGUACUGGGGGUUUUAUGGCAGCUUUGCCGUGGCGAUUGUGGCUUACGCAUUCAAGCCUGAUACGAGCAUUCAGACAUGGGCGCUCGAAGAGGCACGACGACGGCUGGAAGCCGAGGGCAUCUUGCAGGACCCCGCCACGAAGCCCAAGGAGUAGAGCGCCCACCGAGGAAGGAGCGUUGGGGCGAGAGCCGGCAAAGACUGCGUGGAGUGUACAUAUGACGGCAGACGACAUGUGACAGGUUUCCUUUGUGCAAGACUCAUAGAGUCGGACUGCGAGUGGCUUCAAUGCCGAAGGCUAUUGAGCAAUGGCAAUAUUAUCUGGCACUUGCGGGCGCAAAUUUCUCCAUGCCAUAUGUCUUUCCGUCCACCGCAUCCCCAGGAG